AAGAAGAAGAAAAGCACCCAUGUUGCGGUAAACACAAGUGCCGUCUACACGUGAGACACUUGAAAAUAAUAGAAAUUUACGAUGUUUUAAGUAUUACUUGUUCUUGAACGUUUUAAAACAACUGUCCUAUUCAAUAAUUUGGUUGUUGACGAGUUGUUGUUGAGGUUAUCAACUGUUAUUAUCAGUUCAACAUGAAGUUCGCGUAUAAGUUUUCCAAUCUCUUUGGGUCAGUAUACCACCGCGGGAACUUACUUUUUACCCCAGAUGGCAACUCUGUUAUUAGCCCCGUAGGAAACAGAAUUUCAGUUUUUGAUUUACGGAACAAUAAAACCUCUACUCUCCCAGUUGAAAGCCGAUUUAAUUUCACUGCUCUUGAUCUCUCUCCUGAUGGUUGUAUACUAAUCGCUGUCAAUGAAGAAGGAGAGGCACAUUUGAUAAGUUUGAUCAGUGGCACUACUGUUCACAAGUACCGAUUCAAGAGGAAAGUGAGAUGUAUACGCUUCAGUCCAGACGGAAAGCAUUUUGCAGCCUGCAAGGAAAACAAUGUCUUUGUUUUCAAGUCUCCUGGGCCAGCAACUGGAGAGUUCAACCCGUUUAUAAUGGAACGUGUUUUUCAUGGUGCUUUUGAUGAUACCACUUGUCUUGACUGGUCAGGUGACUCAAAGAUUUUGGCUGUUGGCUCAAAGGACAUGUGCACUAAACUCUACUCUUUGGAAAAGUUUGCCAACUUUCGUGGAGUUACUUUGGGAAGCCAUUCUGACGCCAUAAGAGCUGUAUUUUUUGAGAAACAAUCUUUGGACCUAAUCACUAUAGCACGAAAUGGACAUCUCUGCAUUUGGGAAAGUAGUAUUGAACCAUCAGACUUGGAGCCAUGGGAACCACUAAAGAAAAAAGUUAAAGAGGCUUCAAACAGUGAUAGCGAAGAUGACAUUCCACAGACUUCGGGUGACAAAACUUCAAAGGAGUCGAAAGGAUCAAAAAGUGAUGAAGAAAUGGAAGUAGAUGAUGAUGGUAAUGAACAGAUGAAAAAACUUGUCUACAAGAGAUUAGCAAGGCACUAUUUGAAUGAUCUCGUGAAAGCUGAUAGAAGUGCAACUUUGACUUCAGCUUCAUACCAUGCUGAGACUCAUGUUUUAGUUACUGGAUUUUCCUGUGGGUCAUUCUUUUUGCAUGAGAUGCCAAAUGUCUCUCUCAUUCAUUCCCUCAGUAUUUCAGACCAAGUUAUUGCAUCUGUUGCAUUGAAUGCCCCAGGUGACUGGAUUGCCUUGGGUUGUUCUGGUCUUGGCCAAUUGCUUGUGUGGGAAUGGCAAAGUGAAACCUAUGUCAUGAAGCAGCAGGGACAUGCUAAUAACAUGACAUGCCUAGCCUACUCCUCAGAUGGUCAAUAUGUUGUUACAGGUGGUGGAGAUGGAAAGGUUAAACUUUGGAACACCUCAUCUGGGUUUUGUUUUGUUACUUUCCAUGAACACACAGCUGCUGUGACAGGUGUUCAGUUCAGUCACAACAGGAAAUUUGUGGUCACUUCGUCCCUUGAUGGCACUGUACGAGCUUUUGACAUGACUCGAUAUCGGAACUUCAGGACAUUGACAUCUCCUAGGCCUGUUCAGUUCACUUGUGUAGCACUGGAUCGAAGUGGAGAUUUCAUUGCUGCUGGUGGCCAAGACGUUUUUGAGAUAUAUCUUUGGUCUAUUAAAUUAGGUCGACUGUUAGAGAUCCUCUCUGGCCAUGAAGGACCAGUUUCUAGUAUUGCAUUCAGCCCAAGUCCUACUAGUACUGCUAUGGCGUCUGUUAGCUGGGACAAAACAUUACGUUUGUGGAAUGCAAUUGAAAGUGGGUCUGCUCAUGACACUGUUUCUUUACCUGCAGAUGGACUUUUUGUAACAUAUCGUCCUGAUGGGGAGGAAGUUGCUGUGGCAACUCUAGAUGCUCAGGUUUCUUUCUUUAGUGCUAAAACUGGUGAUCAAAAAAGCUGUAUUGAAGGUCGAAAUGAUUUGGGCAGUGGCAGAUCUGAUACAGAUCUUGUAACUGCCAAACAGACUUUGAAGGGAAAAGCUUUCAACAGUCUAUGUUAUUCUGCCGAUGGUGAGAACAUUCUAGCUGGCGGGCAAUCAAAGAAUGUGUGCAUUUACAAUGUAAAAGAAUCAAUGUUGGUGAAGAAAUUUGAGAUAACGCAGAACAGAUCAUUUGAUGCAGUUGAUGAUUUUGUAAACCGACGCAAUAUGACUGAAUUUGGUAAUCUAGCUCUUGUUGAAGAACGAGACGAAGAUGAGGAUGGAAAUGUUGCUUUAAAAUUACCUGGAGUUAAAUCAGGUGAUAUGGCUGCAAGAAAUGUUAAACCAGAAGUUAGAGUUUUUUCCCUUCAAUUUUCCCCUACAGGCCAAGCUUGGUCAGCAGUUACUACUGAAGGGCUUUUAGUGUAUUCCCUUGACUUGGGAUUGGUUUUUGAUCCCUUCAUGUUGGAAUUGGGUGUCACUCCUGAAUCCACAAGAAAAACUCUGAAGGAGUGUGACUAUGCAAAAGCUUUAAUGAUGGCAGUAAAAAUGAAUGAACAAGAUCUCAUUCAAGAAGUAGUGGAGUCAGUUCCCCCUGAAAGUGUGGAAUUAACAGUAUCUUCAAUGCCUCCCACCUACCAAGUUCGGGCAUUGAGAUUUGUGGCAGGGUCUCUAGAAUCUACCCGACAUAUUGACUUUUAUCUUCAGUGGUCAACUUUCCUCCUUAACUCUCUAAGCCCUGGACUACUUCGUGAUAGAGGUUCCACAACAUACACACAACUUCUGCCUGUGUUAUUAACAUUGCAGAAAGCUCUAACACGCAAACAUGACGAACUAGGAAAAAUUUGCGAUUUCAACAAGUACACACUACGUUACCUUCAAAAGUUAGGGGAACUCAGAAAAAAUAGCAGUUCUGCUGUACAAGUCAAUUCCGAGGGAGAGGAAGAUAACGAAUCUAGUGAUAUAAGUGAUGAAGAACUGAUGUUAAUGGGAUAAGGAAAAUCUUGUUUAUAUCGUAAUUAUACAAUAAUUAUGACAG
This is a messenger RNA of Frankliniella occidentalis (western flower thrips), 3030 nucleotides long. RefSeq names its product periodic tryptophan protein 2 homolog. Gene Ontology annotation, cellular component: small-subunit processome; Pwp2p-containing subcomplex of 90S preribosome. NCBI's taxonomy places the organism in Eukaryota, Metazoa, Arthropoda, Insecta, Thysanoptera, Thripidae. The record is from RefSeq and is a predicted model, not a curated record. The transcript is spliced from 17 exons. Bases 192 to 2987 code for a protein of 931 amino acids. Gene Ontology annotation, biological process: ribosomal small subunit assembly; maturation of SSU-rRNA from tricistronic rRNA transcript (SSU-rRNA, 5.8S rRNA, LSU-rRNA). Gene Ontology annotation, molecular function: protein binding.